Pelagomonas calceolata is the source of this 878-nucleotide messenger RNA. NCBI's taxonomy places the organism in Eukaryota, Pelagophyceae, Pelagomonadales, Pelagomonadaceae. The record is from the annotation of a GenBank genome assembly.
GGCAGGAAGGGCGCGCGUCGACGCGGCCGACGAGUACGGUCGCACGGCGCUGUUCCUCGCGGCGGCCGCGGGGCAGCGCGUCGACCGGUUGCUCGCGGCCGGCGCGGACCCCACGCGUCAGGCGCACGGCGGCUGGAAGCCCAGCCACUUCAUACCCCGAGAGCCACUUCCGCUGCUCGGCCCGACGCCGCCCGCGUGGCGGCUGAUGAUUGCGCGGGACCCGCCGGCGCCGACCGCGACGACGCGACCGCUGCGCGGCCUCGCCCACCCCGGCGCCGGCAGCGUGAUCGUCGACGGCGCAGCGACGGCCGACGAGGUCGCCGCGUUCCUGGAGCUGGCGCGGGGGUUGCCCGUCGCGCCGGCGGAGAAGGCCGCGUGCGCGGACCGGAGCUAUUUUUAUGAUGCCGACGGCGCGUUCGGGCGGCGCUUUGCGGGCGUCGCCGCGGCGGCGUGGGGCGUUUCCGUCACUCGUAUUAGAGUGAACAAAUGUUACCGCGUGCUGACUUAUGCGCGGGCGGGCGGGUGUCUUCCCGCGCACGUGGACUUGCACCGCGAUUUAGGUGAUGGCGGCCCGCCGACGACGCACACCUUCCUUCUUUACCUCAGCGACGAUCCCGAGGGCGGAUCAACGUCGCUGCUGAGUGCGCUUCCCGGCGACGACGCGCUCGCGCUGUCGGGAGGCCUCGUCGACGGCGCGCGGACGACGCUCUACGCGGUGCAUCCCAAAGCCGGCCGCUUAUUUCUGAUGCCGAACGCGUGUCCCCACGAGGCGGCGGGUGUGGUGCGGGCGCCGAAGGUGUUGAUUCGGGGCGAAUUGCGGCUUCGCUAGUGUUGUACUUUUGUGUACCUUGGUACUUAUUUCGUAGGGGGAAGGAGGG